Plasmopara halstedii is the source of this 279-nucleotide messenger RNA. RefSeq lists its product as uncharacterized. Lineage: Eukaryota; Oomycota; Peronosporomycetes; Peronosporales; Peronosporaceae. The coding region runs from base 1 to 279 and encodes 92 amino acids. The record is from RefSeq and is a predicted model, not a curated record. The transcript has 3 exons.
AUGUGUCCUUUUGAGCCGUUUAGCGCCAAGGGAAUCGUCGAGGGUGAAGAUUUGGGUAAACUGAAUCUUGCUCUUGUGUUCUACAUAGAGCACAUUUUCCCCUCGAAAGCCCGGUGGAAAAAGUUCUUGAAUGUUGAUUUAUGUACUGUUAACAUCGCCUUUGAAAGAGAUAUCCAUAUUCAAAAGUGCUCUCCUCGCAAAGUUUUCAAGAGCGCCACAAAAGUUAUGACCGUCGGUCGCCGUUCCAAAUCAUCUUCAAUUUAUUACAUCAUGCUGUGA